UUUACUCUAGACGAUUACUAUAUUAUUCGUAGAGUAGGUAAAGGUGGAUUUGCCAACGUAUUUCUCAUUCGUCUAAAGGGCUCAACUGGUCGAUACUAUGCUCUCAAGGCUAUCAAAAAGUCUGAAGUGGUUCGCCUUAAGCAAGAUAAACAAAUCAUGAACGAAAAAAACAUUCUUUUGGAUUUGAAGCAUUCCUUGUUGGUCGAGCUAUAUCACACAUUUCAAAAUCCAACACAUCUAUUCAUGGUAAUGGAGUUUGUGGCUGGAGGAGACUUGUUUACUUUUUUGCGCAAAUCUAAAAUGUUUCCUGAGCCCUUGGCAAAAUUUUACAUUUGCGAGGUGCUGAUUGUUCUUGAGUACCUUCACGGAAAAAAUGUAGUUUAUCGAGAUCUCAAGCCUGAGAAUAUUCUAUUGGAUUCGACAGGUCACAUCAAGCUGGCUGAUUUUGGAUUUGCCAAGAGGCUAGUGACCACCACUCAGUCAUUUUGUGGCACGCCUGACUACAUUGCUGCAGAGAUUGUUGCUGCCAGAUCGUAUACCUACACUGUGGAUUGGUGGUCUUUUGGUGUACUGGUGUUUGAAUUGAUAUCUGGAAAGACACCGUUUAGAUCCGAGUCAAGCGAAGGAAUUUACACCAAUAUACAAAGUGGGAAAAUUCAAUGGGUGCCGCAAGUAACUGGGCCAAUAAAGGAUCUUGUAUCUGGAUUGCUAGAUCAAGAUCCUAGACGUAGAUUGGGAGCAAGAGGUGCAGGAGAAGUAAAGGCUAUGAAAUGGUUUGCUGAUGUUCAAUGGGACAAGUUUGCUACAAGAGGAAUAACACCACCUUCAAUUCCG
This is a messenger RNA of Batrachochytrium dendrobatidis JAM81, 834 nucleotides long. RefSeq lists its product as uncharacterized. Lineage: Eukaryota; Fungi; Chytridiomycota; Chytridiomycetes; Rhizophydiales. Gene Ontology annotation, cellular component: nucleus. The transcript has a single exon. The record is from RefSeq and is a predicted model, not a curated record. The annotation marks the transcript as partial. Gene Ontology annotation, biological process: protein phosphorylation. Gene Ontology annotation, molecular function: protein serine/threonine kinase activity; ATP binding.